AUGCUAUCAGCGGCCCUCACUAUCGAUCUGGCGAUGAAUGUCCUUGACAUUAGCCAAAAGCUAGUUCUCUCUAAACUUCCGAUUGCGAAAGAUGCAGCAUUCGAUUCUCACGCCGAUGAGCAUAACGCACAAUGCCACCCCGAAACCCGGGUCGCCCUUCGCCAGGAUAUUAUGAGAUGGGCCGAUGAUCCGCAUGGGAAAUGCAUAUUCUGGCUCAGUGGCAUAGCAGGGGAUCUUGGCGCAAGCUUCUUUUUCAAGAGAGGCGAGCAGGACCGCGGAAACGCAGCUCGAUUAUUCACAACUAUUGCUUCUAGACUUGUCUACAAGGAGCCUUCUCUAGCAACAUAUAUCCGGGCUGCUAUCGACGCCGACCCUGCUAUUACAGAGUAUAUCCCGAACGGGGUAAAGAGAAUUAUCCUCGUCAUUGACGCCCUCGACGAGUGCGAACGAGACGGUGAUAUCAGAGCCAUCAUUUACCUAUUAUCGCAGGCGAAGACGUUGACCUCAGUGCAGCUGAGGUGCUUCGUGACGAGUAGACCCGAGCUGCCCAUUCGACUUGGCUUCAAUGACAUCAGAGGCAAAUACCACGAUUUAAUUUUGCACGAUCUACCAAAGUCAAUCAUCGAGCAUGAUAUAACUGCAUUUCUCAACCACAGGCUUACUAUAAUUAAGGAGGACUACAACGCUCUGCUGCGUGCCGAUCGCCAACUUCCGGCGGUUUGGCCGGGCUCCAACGCAGUCAGGGAUCUAGUCCAGAUGGCCGUUCCGCUCUUUAUCUUUGCAGCUACUAUCUGUCGUUUCAUCGAAGAUCCAGCAUGGUCCGAUCCCGCUGGGCAACUACAAAAGGUCCUCGAGUACCGGUCAAGGACUCAGCAAUCCGAAAUUGACAAACUAGAUGCUACCUAUCGUCCGAUCCUUGACCAGCUGCUCAGGGGUACUGACGCGGCUAAGAGAUCGCUCGCAAAUGAGUUCCGGAUUGUUGUGGGCUCGAUUGUGCUUUUAGCUGAGCCUCUAUCAAUAUCGUCUUUAGCCCGUCUUCUCGAUAUCAACAAGUCCGUUAUAGACCGUAGACUCGACUCUCUUCAUUCUGUCCUCAGCGUGCCAGCCUCUACCGACGCUCCUAUUAGGAUGUUCCAUCUAUCGUUCCGCGACUUUCUCAUAGACCCUGAUAAGCGCGACAAUAACCCAUUCUGGGUAGACGAGCGGGCAACCCACGAGAGGAUUGCAAUCAGAUGCCUAGAACUUCUAUUGGGUAGUGGCUACUUGAGGAAGGAUAUUAUUUUCAGCCAGGAAAUGUCUGGACUUAGUCGCGCAGAUAUCGACCCAGCGGUCAUCGAAUUAUAUCUACCAGCAGACGUUCGCCAUCAAGCAUACUCGUUCCUCAAAUCACACUUUCUUUACUGGCUCGAAGCAUUAAGCCUACUAGGCAAGAUCUCUGAUAGCAUUACCAUGAUCAAGAGUUUACAAGCUCUCAUCAGUGUCCUCGAGGGCCAUAGCUCCCCGGUCGACGCCAUCGCUUUCUCGCCUGACUGCUCGAUACUGGCAUCGGCGUCACGUGAUCGAACCAUUCGGCUUUGGGAUACGAAGACGGGCGAGGAGAAGCAGAUCCUCAAGGGCCAUAGCGACUGGGUUGAUACUGUAGCUUUCUCGCCUGACGGCUCGAUACUCGUAUCGGCAUCACACGAUCGAACCAUCCGACUUUGGGAUGUGAAGACGGGUGAGGAGAAGCAGGUCCUCGAGGGCCAUAGUGACUGGGUUGACGUUGUCGCCUUCUCCCCUGAUGGCUUGAUGCUUGUAUCGGCAUCUCAUGAUCAAACUAUUCGGCUUUGGGAUAUAAAGACAGGCGAGAAAAGGCAGGUCCUCAAGGGCCAUAGUGCCUGGGAUAAUAUCGUUACCUUCUCGCCCGACGGCUUGAUGCUCGCAUCGGCAUCAAGUGAUCGAACUAUCCGGCUCUGGAAUAUGGACUUGAGUGAGGAGAAGCACAUCCUUAAAGGCCAUAGAGGUGAGGUCAUUGCUGUCGCCUUCUCGCCUGACAGCUUGAUGCUUGCAUCGGCAUCAAAUGAUCGAACUAUCUGGCUCUGGGAUGCGAAGACGGGCGAGAAGAAGCAGGUCCUCGAGGGCCAUAGUGACAGGGUCAACGCUGUUGCCUUCUCGCCUGAUGGCUUGAUACUGGCAUCGGCAUCAAGUGAUAAAACUAUCCGGCUCUGGGAUGCGAAGACGGGCGAGGAGAAGCAGUACUGCAAGGCCAAGAGCGUGCUUACAUCUGUUAUAUGUGAUGAAUCGAGACAAUACGACGCCUGCUAG
Molecule: messenger RNA, 2304 nt
Organism: Scedosporium apiospermum
Lineage: Eukaryota; Fungi; Ascomycota; Sordariomycetes; Microascales; Microascaceae
Exons: 7
Coding region: 1-2304 (767 amino acids)
Molecular function (GO): protein binding
Source: RefSeq, a predicted model, not a curated record